AUGGAGCAGAAUUCUUCACUGGUCGAGGCGACGCGUCAUUUCAAGUCAAUACCAUGGUGCGCCGCUCUUCUUGAGCGUCCUAGUGUGAUUACAUUUACCCCUACCUCUAGAUUGCCAGAGGAUCCUACCGGCCACUCUCCAUCUCAAGAUCAAUUAUUUCGGAAGACGCUCAACAAUGCCGACACCGUGCCACACUGCAUUGGCUUUUACGAAAGCCCGGCUUCCUCUAAUUUGGAUAUAGAGGCAAGCCCGUCUACCCCGUUGGGCCCACCCUCGCAACUUGGCCUGCAACUUCUGAUCAACUCCUCAUCCCUAAUUUUCGACCUACGUCCAGGUGUGAACGGAUAUAAUGGCACAGCCCACGGCGGAUUCGUUAGCUCCCUGAUAGAUGAGGCAAUGGGAAGUCUUAUUUUCAUCAAUCAUCAAGUUCAGAUACGUGAAGAAGCACAGGGGCGGCGUCUUCCACGAGGCGUUUUGGAUUUGAAUAACGUCCGAUUCUUUACUGCGAGCAUGACUGUGCGGUUUCUGAAACCUCUGCCUACCCCACAAACUGUCGUCGUGACAGCAUCUCUUAACAGAAUAGAGGGGCGAAAAAUGAGUUUAGAUGUAACGGUCAAGGACGAACACCAGGUAGAGUUUGCAAGAUGUGAUGGGCUCUGGAUGUCGUUGCCGAAAGAGAAGAUGUAA
This is a messenger RNA of Daldinia vernicosa, 687 nucleotides long. RefSeq names its product HotDog domain-containing protein. The record is from RefSeq and is a predicted model, not a curated record. The coding region runs from base 1 to 687 and encodes 228 amino acids. The transcript has a single exon. NCBI's taxonomy places the organism in Eukaryota, Fungi, Ascomycota, Sordariomycetes, Xylariales, Hypoxylaceae.